Messenger RNA from Anneissia japonica, 4520 nucleotides. RefSeq names its product hyalin-like. The record is from RefSeq and is a predicted model, not a curated record. The coding region runs from base 78 to 4406 and encodes 1442 amino acids. Lineage: Eukaryota; Metazoa; Echinodermata; Crinoidea; Comatulida; Comatulidae. Gene Ontology annotation, molecular function: protein binding. The transcript is spliced from 22 exons.
UGCUCUUGGUAUCUUAAACUCUGGCAAAAUAUAAUUACCCUCAAAUGUUACUGCCUUUUUGACUCGGCUGCUUCGAAAUGUUAUCCGCUAUCUUUAGGUUACUGGUCUGUUGCUGCCUCGUUGUUGGAGGUUUAGGUUUUUGUGGUACUUAUGAGUAUUAUUGUACACUUGACCGAUGUAUUGGAGCUACAUGGGUGUGUGAUGGAAGUAAAGACUGCGAAUAUGGAGACGACGAAUCAGCAGACAAUUGUCGUGAUGAUGUAUAUCCACGAUUUGAUCUAUGUCCAGACGACAUAACUGUUGUUACGAACCCCGGAACAAAUUACCAAACAGCCAGGUGGAGGGAGCCAAGGGCAAGAGAUAAUAAAGGUAUUAAAUACAGAGGAAAAUCAGAUUCGCCAGGAAAUAGGUUUUAUCUCAGGAACGGAAACAGCACGGCUCAUAAUGUACGAUACUGGGCCACUGAUUAUGCGGGCAACACUGCUUACUGUACCUUCAAAGUAAUCGUCAUGGAUAAAGAGCCACCGAAAUUAGAGUGUCCACAGGAAACAUCUAACUACUAUAAGAUGGAAUACGGUUUUAUGCUGAUCUCUAUUGACGAUGGAAGCCCGAAUGCCACAAUCACAUGGACGGUAAAUGCUACUGAUAAUAGCGGAGUUUCGCAUAUCACAAGUUUUCCGUACCAAUCUGGUGAUGUGUUCCCGAUACGACUUUUUCCGCCAUACGAAACUACAAUAAGAGCAUCAGAUCCGACCGGUAAUACAGAUGAAUGUAUUCUACGUUUUGCUGUUGUUGAUACUGAAAGUCCUGUUGUAAAUUGCCCAACACGCGUUAACAGUUACAAUUUUGUUGUACGAACAUCUCACUCCUCUUGGACGGUGUUUUCAGAUACUGACUCCACACCUGUUCAAUUAUACUGGUCACCAGCAAGCGCCACCGAUAACAGUGGUACUAUAGUAUCUGUUUCUUCAAAUUACCACCCUGGUGACGUAUUUCCGGUCAGUAAUGUUGCCUAUCAGAUCACAUACACCGCAACUGAUGACGCUGGCAAUGUGGGAAAUUGUUCAAUCUUUAUAACGGUUGAAGAUGACCGUGACAGUGGCAGCAGUGUUAACAGUGAAAGAGUAUGUAAUUCGAGAGAAUUUCAGUGCGAAAAUCAGGAUUGCAUUCCAAUUUCAUUGCAAUGUGAUGGUAAUACGGAUUGCUCAGACGAGUCUGAUGAAAAGGUUGAAAUAUGCCAACCAGAUCUUGAAUUACCAGAAUUUGUUGGAUGUCCAAACGACAUAACUGUUAAUACAGACCCGGGAACAAAUUACAAGCAAGUCAGUUGGAGGCAUCCGGAAGCAUACGAUAAUAGAGGAAUCAAGUAUAGGGGAGCAUCGCAUUGGCCAGAUUGGAACUAUUACCUCGUCGACGGAAAUUCCACGGUCUAUACGGUACGGUACUGGGCAGACGAUUAUUCGGGAAACACGGGUGAAUGUGUCUUCACAAUAACUGUUAUUGAUAACGAGCCACCAAAACAAGUGUGUCCAAAGAAUAUAUCUAACUUCUAUAAGAUGGAAAACGGUGUUAUUCUGAUCUCCACUGAAGAAGGAAGCCCGAAUGCCACGAUCACAUGGGCAGAGGAUGCUACUGAUAACAGCGGAAUGCCGCAUGUCACAAGUUUUCCGUACAAAUCUGGUGACGUAUUUCCAAUAAGAAGUUUUCCUCCAUACGAAACUACAGUAAGAGCAACAGACCCAACCGGUAAUACAGAUGAUUGUAUUCUACAGUUUGCUGUUAUUGACACUGAAAGUCCGGUUGUGACUUGCCCAACACAAUCGAACAACGUUGUUUCAAGAGAAUCUAACUCUUCUUGGACAGUGUUUUCCAAAGGCUCCAUACAUGUACCUGUUCAAUUGUAUUGGUCUCCAGCAAAUGCCACUGACAACAGUGGCACUGCAGUAAAUGUUUCUUCAAAUUACAGGCCUGGUGACGGAUUUCCGGUCAGUAAUGUACCUCAUCAGAUUACGUACACUGCAGUUGAUGAAGCUGGCAAUGUGGGAAAUUGCUCAUUCUUUAUAAAAGUUAAAGCUCGUAUCUACCAUGGCUGUUUUGACGAUAUCACCUGGACUUCAGCUGUCCCAAAAUACGAAAAUUUGACAAUAGAUUGGUGUACACAGCAUUGUUACGACUUAAGCUAUCCGUACGCUGGAUUGCAGGGUGGUGUUUUUUGUCAGUGUAUGGGUAUAUAUUUAGAGUUUUAUCGAAGACCAGAACAUGAAUGCAAUACGGUUUGUAGUGGUAAGCCGCAAGAAAUAUGUGGUGGUGCUUGGCGAAAGUCCAUCUAUUACACAGAAAGAGUAUGUAAUUCGAUAGAAUUCCAGUGCGAUAAUCAGGAGUGCAUUCCAAUUUCAUUGCAAUGUGAUGGUAAUGCCGAUUGCUCGGAUGGGUCUGAUGAAACAUUUGAAAUAUGCCUAAAAAAACCUUGUAGGGGUAAUCAGUUCGACUGUGGGAAAGGCAGAAUUUGCAUUCCAUUAAAUUGGUAUUGUAAUGGGAACAACGACUGUGAAGAUGGUCUCGAUGAAGCUACUUGUGAUUCUCCACAACUUAACGGAUGUCCAGACGACUUUACUGUUGGUACAAGUCAAGGAAGAAAUUACACAGAAGUCUGGUGGACAGAACCAAGCCUGUCCAGUAAUACAAGUAUUAGGAUAAGGGAACAAUCAAACUCGCCAGGAGAUAGAUUUGAAAUCAAAGAUGGAAAAUCCACAGUACAUACUGUGCGAUACUGGGUACAAGAUGUAUACCGUAGCGAAGCGCAAUGUCUCUUCAAUAUAACUGUCUUUCCCCGAACCUACUUAGGUUGCUUUCAAGAUACCAGCUGGACUGAAGCUGUUCCACGUCACGAUGAUUUGACGAUAGAUUGGUGUAUACAACAUUGCUACGAUUUACACUAUGCUUACGCCGGAUUACAGUACGGUGUUUAUUGUCGAUGUAUGGAUGAAUACACAACCGGCAGUCCAUAUUACAAAAGACCCGAAACUGAAUGUAAUAAGGAUUGUGGCGGUAACGCAAAAGAAAUAUGUGGAGGUAAUUGGCGGAAAUCUGUCUAUACCACAGAAACAAUAUGUAACAGGGCAGAAUUUCAGUGCGAUAAUGAUGAAUGUAUUCCAGUUUCAUUGCAAUGUGAUGCUAACACGGAUUGCUCGGAUGGGUCUGAUGAAAACGUUGAAAUGUGCCAGACAAGACCUUGUAGAGAAAAACAAUUUGACUGCGGAAUAGGCAGUAUUUGCCUUCCAUUAGCCUUGUAUUGUAAUGGGAACAAUGACUGCGAAGAUGGUCUCGAUGAAUCAACUUGUGAUUACCCACAACUUUACUAUUGUCCAGACGACAUAGUUGUAGAUACAGACUCAGGAAAAAAUUACUCAGACGUCUGGUGGUCAAGUCCAUGGCCGUCCAGUGUUACAACUAUUAAAGCGAGGAAACAGUCGCACACGCCAAUACACAGAUUUGAAAUGAAAGAUGGAAAACCCACGGUUUAUACUCUGCGAUACUGGGUACAAGAUGUAUACCUAAAAGAAGCGGAAUGCCUCUUCAAUGUAACUGUCAUUGAUAAUGAAAGCCCUGUUGUAAACUGUCCGUCACAAUCAAGUAACUUUGCUUCAAGAGAAUCCAAUUCUGCUUGGUCAGUGUCCACAGACAGAGGCUCCAUAUUUGCUCAGCUAUAUUGGCCGCCAGCAAAUGCUACCGACAACAGCGGUAUUGUAGUAUCUGUUACUUCAAAUUACAGUCCUGGUGACGUGUUUCGCCUCAGUAAUGUUGCCUAUCAGAUCACAUACACUGCAAUCGACGUCGCUGGAAAUGUGGGAAAUUGCUCAUUCUUCAUAACCGUCGAAGAUUUGGAGAGUCCAUCAGUUGAAUGUCCAUCUCAUAUAGAAACAACCUCGGCACUCGUAUCUUGGGACAUCAUGAUUAGUGACAAUGUUGCAGUUGUUCAUUACUUUUCAAAUGACACCCGUGUUAAGACUAAUUCUUUACUAAAUGGCAAGUCUUUCACUCUGGCACAAAGUGGAACUUUUCCUGUUGGAACAACUUUCAUUGAAUACUUGGUGACAGACUUGGCUUGGAACAAAGGGAAAUGUGUGAUCAAAAUCACCGUCGAAGACACUAAAACACCGUCAAUAACUUGUCCUAGAACUUUCUCUAAUUACUACGACUAUAUAUACGGGUACCAUCGCAUUGUUACUGAUUAUGGUCUGUCCUACGCAACAGUCAAAUGGUCUCCACCAGAAGUUGAAGACAAUAGUGAAGGGCCUGUCACGUGGGAAAGUUCCCCUUAUACAUCAGGUGAUAAGUUUCGAGUAUCUUCGAGUAUUCCCGCCAUACACUGUGAAAUUUACUGCCUCCGAUUCGUUUGGCAAUAGUAGUUCCUGUUACGUAUAUUUCACGAUAAUAGACGUCGAACCGCCGAAUAUCACAUGCCCCGACAAACAUCACAAACUACUACGAUACAUACUUUAACAUUAAUAGAGCUACAC